Molecule: messenger RNA, 804 nt
Organism: Hyaloperonospora brassicae
Lineage: Eukaryota; Oomycota; Peronosporomycetes; Peronosporales; Peronosporaceae
Source: the annotation of a GenBank genome assembly
AUGUCAAAGGCAGCAGCAGCGUGGGAGACGAUCGAGUCGAUAGGAAACGCCCCGACUGAGCGCUGGGGCCAUACUGCUACCAAGAUCUCGAACGACCGCGUGGUGGCCUACGGUGGAAUCGAUGACGAGGAGCGAACACUAGGGGACUUGCACGUGUUUGACAUGCAAACACACCGCUGGACGACUCCAAUCAACUGCGAAACGAUCCCGCGAACGUGGCACGACGCCGUGCACCUGCCUCUCAAGAAUGUAGUGCUUGUGUUUGGGGGCGAGCGCACGGAAAGCGGUGAUGGUGAGCUUGCCGUUCUUUCCGACGUUAUGGUACUGGACACCGAGUGCUUCCUGUGGUUUCCACCGGCCAUUCGUGGGCCACCUCCGUCGGCAAGAAGCGGUUAUACUUGCACUGCUAUUGGGAACGAGGCCGUGGUGUUUGGUGGUAGAACAGGACGGAAUCGGCGGAGCACGGUACACAUUCUGGACACUGACGACUGGAACUGGAAGACGGCACAAGCUGAAGGAAAAGCUCCUAGCGCUUGCACAUAUCAUAGUGCUAUCGCUAUCGCUGUCGGCGACAAAAUCGUUUACUUUGGAGGCAAUAGCUUUUCCAAAAGCUCUAAUGAGGUGCACGUGUUGCAAAGAAAAGUAGAAGAGACGUCAAGUGAUCCAGUGUGGACGUGGUUUCAACCCCCUAUGGUUGGUACGCCUCCACGAGAUCGCACAGGUCACUCGACGACGCUUUUGGAUGACGGCUGCAUUUCAUCUUUGGCGGUUGGGAUCCACAGCGGGAUGAUGCAAGUGCAUUAA